AGAUCCUAGAAAGGAGAUCUAACCCAAUUACCCAAGGGCUUUGCUUUUGCACUUUCCUUUUUUCCGUUUUCAGAGUACACAAGGUGGUGAAUUGAUGUUUUGCAUUUCAGUGCAUUUUGUGUUUCUCAUCAUUAUAUAAACCGCCUACAAUCGACGUCGAUCACAAAACCCCCUUUCCCAUAAAACUCAAACCGAUUAAAUUUCUUGAUCGUAUUCCAUAACAGUAGUUGUAGAAACUUGAACAAAUGGCAACGGUACUGACGUGGAUGGUGAUAGCAACGGCAUUCAGUUUCAGUGUUGCUGCUCCUGAAGAAGCUCUCAUCUCUCGAAUUGCAUUUGGUUCUUGCGCUAAUCAGACCUCUCCACAGCCUAUAUGGGACGCUAUAGUAAAUUUCAAACCUCAAGUUUUUAUUUGGCUUGGGGAUAAUAUAUAUGGAGAUAUCAGGAGGCCUUUUAAAUUGUUUGGGAAUGAGAGAACCAUUGGGCCAUGGAAGAACGUUCCUAGGUUUGUUCCUUCUUCAGUGGAUGAAAUGCAAGAGAAAUACAAGAUUGCAAAGAAGAAUCAUGGUUAUUCGCGUCUCCGUGAGAUUGCUAAGGUGAUUGGCACUUGGGAUGAUCAUGAUUAUGGAUUGAAUGAUGCUGGGAAAGAAUUUAAAGGGAAAGAUACCAAUCAAAAGCUUAUGCUGGAUUUCUUGGAUGAACCCCAUGAUAGUCCAAGACGUAAGCAGGCUGGUGUUUAUGCAUCUUACACAUUUGGUCCUGAGGGUAGACAGAUCAAGGUGAUUCUUUUGGAUACUAGAUACCACAGAGACCCCCUACGCAGUGAUGGAACUAUUUUGGGAACUGCACAAUGGAAGUGGUUAGAAAAGGAGUUGAAUGAUCAACCUUCAGCAAUAACAAUAAUUGGUUCAUCUAUUCAGGUUGUAUCAAAUCUUUCAGCAUGUACGGGUCCUUUAUUCUACAUGGAGAGCUGGGGACGUUUUCCAAGCGACAGAAAACAUCUUUUUAACAUGAUAUCAGAUAGCAAGAGAGAUGGGGUUGUAUUCAUAAGUGGAGAUGUACAUUUUGGAGAAAUAACACGAUUCGAUUGUGGGACCACGUAUCCCUUGUAUGACAUCACCUCAAGUGGUCUUACCCAAGCUGUUGAGAAGGUGAUCCCUUCAUUUCUACAUUUUGGGCUGAGAUUCUUGGCAUGGGUCACACCUACCACCAUGAGAGUUAUCAACAACAACUGCAAAUACAAAUCAUGCACAUACGGACAACCUAAUUUUGGAGUUAUACAAGUAGAUUGGGAGGCAAAACCCGUGAGUUUGAGAUUUGAAGUGAGAGGCGUAAGUGGUGAGGUUGUUAAUAGUGUGACUACAUCAUUGCCUGAUCUUAAAACCAAAACCAAAAAGACGCAAUUACCCCAACAACACUGUAAUCUUGAAGUUGAUUUACCAUGGCUUACAAGACAUCGCUUGGCUAUCUUAUUCUCCUUUUUUGUAACCGUGCUGAUUGUGGUGCAGGUAGGAGGUUUGUACGUGGUGAUUUCGUUGAUGGUUAAAUGCCUGCGGAAGUGCAAGCUUGAUUGA
This is a messenger RNA of Lactuca saligna, 1574 nucleotides long. NCBI's taxonomy places the organism in Eukaryota, Viridiplantae, Streptophyta, Magnoliopsida, Asterales, Asteraceae. The record is from the annotation of a GenBank genome assembly.